AUGGAACAGGACUCUAGAGAACCUUUGGAAUUUAAUGUAAAAGGACCUGUUCCAAUCUUACUAGAGGAAGAACGAACUGACCAUCGGUCGGGAUGUAGUGUCAUAGACAUUACAUUUUCCGAACCUGUAACGAUUGGAGAGAUUUUGUUCAAGAACUAUUACACUGCUUACAUCAAUUUACAAUGUAAAAGAAGCCAAAAUGAAGAAGACGGGAUUGAUCGUGAAACGUUAGAGUGGGAGAUCUGUGUCCAUCGUGCUGUGCUCAUGUGUGACCCCCACUGUGAGGAAGGAAGCCAGGAUUACGUAUCAAUCACACAAAAACAAAGUCGUCUUGCUUGGCUUGGAGUCGUAGCUUUGAGAUUGGUAUUACGCCAACCCUCGCCUCAGUGGAGAAAAUUUGGGAUAGAGAAUUUGAGAAUCUACAGAGAAGCUCCAGGAAGUAAUGCUCGAAUGACAAUUCCAAGAACUCUGAUUGGUGAUAGACCUGUACGGGAAGUUGGCCAUAUGGAUAAGACCGAUUCCAGUUUCUUACCUGCAGCUGCUCACUUACAAAACUUGUGGGCUAUUGGAGAGCUUUCGAGAGCGAGCCAGACAGACCAGCAGGUCGGCCGAUUUGAGGAACCUGGCGGUUACGAGAUAAACUACCUUGUUUACACUUAACCUGAAAGAGAGGAAAAAAAAACAAGUGUGGCAUUAGUUUUGAUGGACUUGAACUUUAGUUAUAUUGUGCUCUAUAUUUGU
Limulus polyphemus (Atlantic horseshoe crab) is the source of this 741-nucleotide messenger RNA. Its product is annotated as nicolin-1-like. NCBI's taxonomy places the organism in Eukaryota, Metazoa, Arthropoda, Merostomata, Xiphosura, Limulidae. The record is from RefSeq and is a predicted model, not a curated record. The coding region runs from base 1 to 660 and encodes 219 amino acids. Gene Ontology annotation, cellular component: nucleoplasm. The transcript is spliced from 7 exons.